GCGACCCGAACCCGGAGCAGCGCUGUUCAAAAUGGAUGGAUGACGCUAAAUGCUUCUGAAAAACUUCUCUCCGCCAAGUUAAGCGACUACGGCCUGAUGGUCCCGUUCAGCACCGACUCCCACGGCCGCUUCGUGUCUCACGUGCUGUCGACGGACAACGAAGGAAGCGGCGGCAGGAGGAGGAGGACGACGACGACGAGGAGGAGCAGGAGGGCGGCGCGCCGGGCCCCCGACGCGCCCUCGGCGGGCUCCGGCUCGGCGUCCGAGUUCUUGUUCUUCAAUGUGACCGUCUUCGGCAAAGAGCUGCACCUGAGGCUGAGGGCCAACCGGAGGCUGGUGGCCCCCGGGGCCUCGCUGGAGUGGCAGGAGGACUUCGAGGUCCAGGCCGAGGAGCGGGUCCGCGGCAACUGCGUGUUCACCGGCGACGUCAGCGACGCGCCGCGCGCCGCCGUGGCCGUCAGCAACUGCGACGGACUGGCGGGCCUCAUCCGCACCGACGCCGGCGAGUUCUUCAUCGAGCCCCUCGAGAAGGGCCGGCGGGACGCGGAGGCCGAGGGCCGCGUGCACGUGGUCUACCGCCGCUCGGCGCUCAAGCGCCGAGGUGGGGGGCCCCGCAAUCAAGUGUCCGACUUCGGCAUCGCGGACCUCCCGGCCGCCGCGGACCUGCUGAAGCGCAAGAUUCCCGAACCGGAACGCCAGCGGCGGCACGCCGAGGACGACGACGACUACAACAUCGAGGUCCUCCUCGCCGUGGACGACUCGGUGGUGCGAUUCCACGGCAAAGAGCACGUCCAGAACUACGUGCUGACCCUCAUGAACAUUGUUGACGAAAUCUACCACGAUGAAUCGUUGGGGGCCGACAUCAACAUCGUCCUGGUGCGCAUGAUCAUGGUCGGCUAUCGACAGUCCGUCGGCCUGAUCGAGCGCGGCAACCCGUCGCGCAGCCUGGAGCAGGUUUGCCGGUGGGCCAACACGCAGCAGCGCGCCGACCCCGAUCACGCCGAGUACCACGACCACGCCAUCUUCCUCACAAGGCAAGAUUUUGGUCCCGCAGGUAUGCAAGGUUACGCUCCGGUGACGGGCAUGUGCCACCCGCUGAGGAGCUGCACCCUCAACCACGAGGACGGCUUCUCGUCGGCCUUCGUGGUCGCCCACGAGACGGGCCACGUGCUGGGCAUGGAGCACGACGGGCAGGGCAACCGCUGCGCCGACGAGACGGGCAUGGGCAGCAUCAUGGCGCCGCUGGUGCAGGCCGCCUUCCAUCGCUACCACUGGUCCCGCUGCAGCAAGCAGGAGCUGGCCCGCUACAUCCACUCGUACGACUGCUUGCUGGACGAUCCCUUCCGGCACAAGUGGCCCAAACUGCCCGAGCUCCCCGGGAUCAAUUAUUCCAUGGACCAACAGUGCCGCUUUGACUUCGGCGCGGGUUACAAGAUGUGCACGGCCUUUCGCACCUACGACCCCUGCAAGCAGCUGUGGUGCAGCCACCCCGACAACCAGUACUUCUGCAAAACCAAGAAAGGCCCACCGGUGGACGGAACGGAAUGCGGGCCGGGGAAGUGGUGUUUCAAAGGCCACUGCAUCUGGAGGUCCAGCCAGGAGAUUUCGGGCCACGACGGCAACUGGAGCUCCUGGUCCAAGUUCGGCUCGUGUUCGCGGACGUGCGGGGGAGGCGUCCGAUCCCGCAGCCGGCAGUGCGACGACCCCCCGCCGGCCUACGGCGGUCGCGAGUGCCCCGGGUCGUCCUUGGACUACCAGAUGUGCAACACGGAGGAGUGCGCCGGCCCCUACGAGGACUUUCGCGCUCAGCAGUGCCUGCAGAGGAGCAACAAGUACCACAACAACGUCAAGCACACGUGGCUGCCUCACGAGCACCCGGACGAGAGUCGCAAGUGCGAGCUGAGCUGCCGGUCCAAGGAGACGGGCGAGGUGGUCUUCAUGAACCAGGUGAUGCACGACGGGACCCGCUGCAGCUACGCCGACCACUUCAGCGUCUGCGCGAGAGGAGAGUGCCUGCACGUCGGCUGCGACAAGGAGGUCGGCUCGUACAAGGAGGAGGACAAAUGCGGCGUGUGCGAGGGCGACAACUCGCACUGUCGCACCGUCAAGCUGACGCUGACCAAGACGCCCAAAAAGAACGGGAUGCUGAAAAUGUUCGAUAUCCCCACGGGCGCCCGGCACAUCGUCAUCGAGGAGAACGACACCUCCCCUCAUCUCGUCGCGGUGAAAAAUCAAGUGAGCGGCAACUUCAUCCUGGAGGCCAAAGGCGCCGAACCCGAGUCCAAAAGCUUCAUCGAGAACGGUUUACAGUGGGACUACACCCUCCGGGACGGGAAAGAGAUCCUGCGGACGUCCGGUCCGCUCCACGAGGGCGUCUCGGUGCUGGUCGUCCCCCGGGGAGGAGAAGAAGAAGAAGAAGAAGCCGAGAUCAGCUUGACGUACAAGUACAUCAUCCACGAGGACCUCCUGCCGCUCGUCGCCAACAACAACGUCCUUCUGGCCGACUUGGACUCGUACGAGUGGGCGCUGAAGAGCUGGUCGCAGUGCUCCAAGGCCUGCGGUGGAGGCGUGCAGUACACCAAAUACGGAUGCAGGAGGAAGAGCGACGGCCGCUUGGUGCAUCGCGACUUCUGCGACGUGAACAAGAAGCCCAAACCCGUCCGCAAACGCUGCAACGUCCAAGAGUGCAGCCGGCCCACGUGGGUGGCGGGCGAGUGGAGCGCCUGCAGUAAGACGUGCGGGAAGCAGGGCUACCAGACGAGGGCGCUGCAGUGCGUGCAGGCGCUGCACAACGGCACCGGGCGGCCCGUCCACAGCAAACACUGCGCCGAGGACCGGCCGGAACCCAAGAGGGCCUGCAACCGCGCGGCCUGCCCCGCCCAGUGGAGGACGGGGGCGUGGUCCCAGUGCUCUGUGACCUGCGGCGACGGCAUCCAGCAACGGCAAGCGGUGUGCAAGACCAGCGACAACUCGGCGGGACACUGCGAGGGCGACGGACCCGAGACGCUGCGCGUCUGCAAGAUGGCCGCUCCUUGUUCAGUUGUAGGACUGCCGGCGCCCCCUUUUGGCACGGAGACCGUGACCGUCAAAGACGAAGCCUCCCCCCAAAGGGGGCCGGGCCAGCCCGUUCUUCAAAUCAUCUCAAAUGAGGCGUGCCAGGGGGACAAAUCAAUUUUUUGCCAAAUGGAGGUUCUCGCCCGCUAUUGCUCCAUCCCCGGAUACAAUAAACUUUGUUGCGAGUCGUGCGGCAAGAACCCGGCCACGCCCUCUCCUCACCUCUCAAAAGCCACCAAAGCCUCAGCGGAACCCGAGACCGCCGCCGCCGCCGCCGCCCGUUUCUCCACUCGUCCCUCCGUUGCCCAGAAUCCAACACACACCACCGAAGGAGUAAACGGGCGGUCGCGUUCAACGACCCGGCCGCCCGCCGCCGUCGCCCCGGUGCCUGUUCUACCUCCGGGUGACCCCUCCCCUAAGGAGAGAAGGCCCGACAGCACUUUAGGCCCACUCGCUGCAAAUUCAGAAAGGGACCAUUUAGGAUCCGAGAGGGACUCCGGCCACAGAUGAACAACGGCGCCGUGCGGUGGCCUGGCGGUGGCGCUACAUCAUCUCAAAACAACUCAGCGUUGGGAAUUAUUAUUAUUAUUAUUUUUUUUUUUUUCCCCCCCUCUCUCCGGGCAAGACGGUUACCUCAUCCAACCUCCGAAGAGCGACGGACCCACGUCGGGGUCGCUCUGUCCUCGGUGCCGUCAAAACGCGACGACCGCGUUGCUCCCGCCGGCGUUUGAACCCCCGAAGUGCAGCAGAACUACUAGCAAACUCGUGCGAGAUCGGCAGCGGAGUCCAGCGUGCGCCGCUUAUGGGAUUGCGGACUCGGCAAAAACUGCCGCUUUCUUCUUUGCCCGUUCGGAGCUCGCCGAGGUCGAGUCCUCGACUUUCCGCGCUAGGUCGCUCGAAAGCCGACUCGACUUGGACCUUCCACGUCAGGCUUCGAAAGUGCCAGCUAGCACUGGAACCAGGCUACUAGCUAGAGUGUGAAUUCCACCCCCGACUGCGUCGACCUCGACUUUCCACGUGAGCGACGCUUGAGCGCCGGUUCCGUUUGGACUUUUUAAUGCGGAAUUUGGCGUAGCCGACCCGGAUGGCGGGAGAGCGGAGUCCGUAAUUCGCACGUCGCGGCUUCGUUGUCGUCGGCGCCCGCUUAUGCAUUAAAACGUAUUGAGGUGGGGCGACAUUUAAAUAGUACUUUUUUUUUUUUUUUUACGUGAUAGCUUUGUAUGCUAAUAAUGUAUAUAAUGUAAAUUACCAGUUAGGUUAAAAAAAACCAUUAUUACCAAAACUAAGUAACUGAAGAGUGCGCGUUGCGCCGUUGCCCCACGUCGACGACGGCGUUUUCCACUUUUAUUGUAUAGUUCUUGUAUAUACAUUGGUGAAUGGAAAGCUUUAAAUGUUAAUAUUUAUUGAAUUUUUAAGUGGUAACAGAGAACAGUAAAAACCUGUCACAAAGAAAUUCAAUGUUUUUUUUUUAGUAUGGAAAGUAUACAAAACGUGGAUACCGUAUGUGCUUUUCACACUGAAAGUUCAUUCAUAUUCAUUAUUUUCCGGAAUGCUCGUCCUCACCUGCGUCGGAUUUACAUUUUUAUUGUUUUAAAAUUUGGGGGUUAGA
Syngnathoides biaculeatus (alligator pipefish) is the source of this 4663-nucleotide messenger RNA. RefSeq names its product A disintegrin and metalloproteinase with thrombospondin motifs 14. Gene Ontology annotation, biological process: proteolysis; extracellular matrix organization. The coding region runs from base 40 to 3564 and encodes 1174 amino acids. Gene Ontology annotation, molecular function: metalloendopeptidase activity. Gene Ontology annotation, cellular component: extracellular matrix. Lineage: Eukaryota; Metazoa; Chordata; Actinopteri; Syngnathiformes; Syngnathidae. The record is from RefSeq and is a predicted model, not a curated record. The transcript has 22 exons.